UCUCAAGAAACACAACCCAAGAAAGCAAGAGAGUAAAAAACCUAAUAUAUAUAAUUUAAUUUAAGCUAAUUAUUGCGAGUACGUACGUAAGUGGUUCACUAUUACUUAAGUUAAUUUGAAGGAGCUAGCGCUACUAAGUACUGAUCAUGGGUCAUCACUCAUGCUGCAACCAGCAAAAGGUGAAGAGAGGGCUUUGGUCGCCGGAAGAAGAUGAGAAGCUUAUUCGAUAUAUCACAACUCAUGGCUAUGGAUGUUGGAGUGAAGUCCCUGAAAAAGCAGGGCUUCAAAGAUGUGGAAAAAGUUGUAGAUUGCGAUGGAUAAACUAUCUUCGGCCUGAUAUCAGAAGAGGAAGGUUCUCUCCUGAAGAGGAGAAAUUGAUCAUAAGCCUUCAUGGAGUUGUGGGAAACAGGUGGGCUCAUAUAGCUAGUCAUCUACCCGGGAGAACGGACAACGAGAUUAAAAACUAUUGGAAUUCAUGGAUCAAGAAAAAGAUACGAAAACCACACCACCACUACAAUCGUCAUCAACCGUCAAUAACUACAGUGACGUUGAACUUGGACGAUACAGCUAUUGCCACUACCACCAAUCCUGCAUCCACUGUUGAUAACCUACAUUUUGAUGGUUUCACAGAUUCUCCAAACCAGUUAAACUUCGCCAACAAUGAUCAAGAAAAUAAUAUAAAAAUUCAAGAAACAGCCCUUUUCUCCCAUAAAACUCCCCUCUUCAUGGUAGACACAGCACUUCCUAUCCUAGAAGGAAUGUUCUCCCAAAACACCAUCACAAACAAUAACAACAAGAGCAAUGAUCAUGCCACGCAAAGAGGAAGUGGAAACCUUUGCGAGCAAGCAUUUGUAACGACUAACACAGAAGAAUGGGAUAUGAAUCUCCCUCAACAAGAACAACGAGAGCCGUUUCAAGUUCCUACAAUGGCGUCCCAUUUGUUCAGUAACUCAACCAAUUCGAAUAUGGAGACAACUAUAAGUUAUAAUCUACCGGCGCUGAUAGAGGAUAAUAUGGACAACAUUGUCCCUAUUGAAAAUAGUAACGUCCAAGAUGGAUAUAUGGCAUCAACCUUUGAAUGUUUAAAGAGGCAAGACCUAAGCUAUGAUCAAUGGGUAGAUUCACAACAAUGCUCUAAUUUUUUCUUCUGGGACAGCCUUAACAUAAACGUGGAUGGUUCAUCAUCUCUUGUUGGAAACCAAGAUCCAUCAAUGACCUUGGGAUCAUCUGCCUUAUCUUCAUCAUUUCCAUCUUCAUUUUAAAUUAAUGUUUAUCGCAUCACAGAAAUUUAC
Molecule: messenger RNA, 1292 nt
Organism: Capsella rubella
Lineage: Eukaryota; Viridiplantae; Streptophyta; Magnoliopsida; Brassicales; Brassicaceae
Product: transcription factor MYB46
Exons: 3
Coding region: 147-1262 (371 amino acids)
Source: RefSeq, a predicted model, not a curated record